CAUCCCCAACGAGAACAACAUGUUCAACGUGUUCCUAAAUGUUUAUAAAGUUUUAAAUUUUUAAUGACCAAGAAGUAAGAAUUGUUGAAUACUCAUAUCCCAAUUUGCCAGUUAUUAAAAACUCAAAAGUUUAUCUGUUUGUAGGCAGCAGAUGAGUAGCUCAGAUGAUGAUCAUCUAAGAAAGUCUCUUAAUUCGGCCGUUUUGCUUUGUUGACUCUUUAGUUAACUCAAAGGCCAAAUUUUCCAUAAUUCCUACCGACCCUUUUUUUCCUUCUUAUCCAAAUCUUCUCAAGUAUAUAUACCUUUUCUUUUCUCUCUCUUUCAAUAAUUCUUUUUCUUCAAGUUAUACACUUCAGGAAGAGGUUUUCAUAGCUUGCAGAACAAGUGGAAGAAGAGGCAUGAGUCAACCUAAAAUUAAGCGUCGUGUGGGUAAAUAUGAGGUGGGAAGGACUAUUGGGGAGGGGACAUUUGCUAAAGUGAAGUUUGCAAGAAAUUCUGAGACUGGGGAACCUGUGGCACUUAAGAUCCUUGAUAAAGACAAGGUUCUCAAGCACAAGAUGGCUGAACAGAUCAAGCGGGAAAUAGCAACAAUGAAGUUGAUAAAACAUCCAAAUGUUGUCCGUUUAUAUGAGGUGAUGGGCAGCAAGACAAAGAUAUUUAUUGUUUUGGAGUUCGUUACUGGAGGAGAGCUCUUUGACAAAAUUGUAAAUCGUGGACGGAUGAGAGAGGAUGAGGCAAGGAGAUAUUUUCAGCAGCUCGUAAAUGCUGUUGAUUAUUGCCAUAGCAGGGGUGUCUACCAUAGGGAUCUGAAGCCUGAAAAUUUACUAUUGGAUGCUUAUGGUAACCUCAAAGUUUCUGACUUUGGAUUGAGUGCACUGUCUCAGCAAGUCAGGGAUGAUGGUCUCCUUCACACCACCUGUGGAACGCCAAAUUACGUUGCUCCUGAGGUCAUUAAUGAUAGAGGCUAUGAUGGGGCAACUGCAGACCUCUGGUCGUGUGGCGUGAUACUCUUUGUGUUGCUUGGAGGUUACUUGCCUUUUGAUGAUUCUAAUCUUAUGAACCUGUAUAAAAAGAUUUCAGCAGCUGAAUUCACUUGCCCCCCUUGGCUAUCUUUUAGUGCAAUGAAAUUAAUAACUCGAAUCUUGGAUCCAAACCCAAUGACGCGCAUUACCAUUCCUGAAAUUUUGCAAGAUGAAUGGUUUAAAAAGGAUUACAAACCUCCAGUGUUCGAGGAGAAAAACGAUACGAACUUAGAUGAUAUAGAAGCUGUUUUUAAGGAUUUUGAAGAGCACCAUGUAACAGAAAAGAGAGAAGAACAACCGACAGCUAUGAAUGCUUUUGAGUUAAUUUCCCUGUCAAAGGGGUUAAACCUUGAGAAUCUGUUUGAUGCAGAACAGGGAUUUAAGAGAGAAACGAGGUUUACAUCUAAAUUUCCUGCUAAUGAGAUUAUCCAUAAGAUUGAGGAAGCUGCAAAGCCUCUCGGGUUUGAUGUCCACAAGAAAAACUAUAAGAUGAGACUGGAGAAUUUGAAAGCUGGGAGAAAAGGAAACCUUAACGUGGCUACGGAGAUAUUUCAAGUAGCACCUUCUUUACAUAUGGUUGAGGUGCGAAAAGCAAAAGGGGACACAUUAGAAUUCCAUAUGGUACCACUUAAUUCUCUCAUUAUAAUUUCAUUUCACUUUCUAAAUAUAUUGUGUUUUCCUUUUUCUUGUUUUUCCAAUUUGGACAAACUAGUGAUGAGAGUUAUGUAAUGCCAUAGCAUUUGUUACAAAGUAGAUAAUUUAUUCUCCCCUAAUGAGUGAUUUGCUCAUAGCCAAUGGAAAUUGAGUGAUCUUCUUUUCCAGCAAACAGUGUUGGUUAAAUGUCGACGGAAAGUGCCAAAUGACUUUGCUUUCUUUCGUAAUUGUUAGAUUUGUGGUUGUUUAGUGCAUGAUGAGAUUCUAAUUACGGAUGCAAACAAUGUGUAUUGCAUCAAAAUUCAUUCUGCAAGUCCUCAGAUUGACAUGAUGACAUUAUAUCACUUAAAGCAGCAUACCUUAGCAACACAAGCAUCUUAUAUGUCAAUAAUGUCACCACAAAAGUUGUUUGUUAUAUCAGUAAGGUCAAGAUCUCUCUUUUUAUGAUCAAAGCUUUCAAUUUAAAAAUACAUAUGCUCUAAUCUGCUUGCUCAAACCAAGUAUCAGAGGAUUCAAACAGUGUUUGAUGAAUAUGCAACUGCUAGAAGAAAAGUUUUUAGCAACCUGUCAGGUGGUCUUUAAGUCUCAGUAAAUUUACUUGCAGUCAAUUUCUUGCCUGUUCUAAAAUCUUUCAACCUGUUUUUCUUAUGCAGUUCUAUAAAAACCUAUCAACCUGUCUUGAAGAUGUUGUAUGGAAAACUGAGGAGGACAUUCAAGAAGUAAAGUAGACGCAUGCCUGCCCAUAUU
Messenger RNA from Durio zibethinus, 2423 nucleotides. NCBI's taxonomy places the organism in Eukaryota, Viridiplantae, Streptophyta, Magnoliopsida, Malvales, Malvaceae. The record is from RefSeq and is a predicted model, not a curated record.